CCGCAAUCGCAAGCAACAGCCAUUAAUCAUGAAAGCCAGCCGACUUCUCCAUCCGGAACUUGGACCGUCUUGGCAAGUAUCAAUCGGGAAGGUCGGGAACCCCAUGCCAAGGGCGUCCAUCGGGCUGUGGAGGUCGUCGGCCGUUCCUGGCGGGAUUGCCAAAUCGCCUCAUGCCUCUCGUGAACGCAACGCUCGCACGUGGGAGGCCCCUAAGAUCAGUUCUAAUUUUAAAAAUUUGAGCCUCACUGUAUCUCAGGAUAAGAGUCCCUAGGCGGGACAUUGAACGAGAUGAUGCGCGUUCCCGACGCUGCCAGCUCGGAUCCGUAACCGAGCCUCUGGGACCUCAUCGUGGGCCCCCGAGGUCGGCCACGUGUUGGAGAUCACUGGCGGCGGCAAGGGGUGACCCUGGGGCACCCCACCCUCGCCUUCUCCAGUCCACUCCCCUGACCCGCAAGGAGCGCAUGAAGUUGGCCGACGGCCCUGGGCAAUAGUAUCUGGCAGUCGGCUUUGCGGUCAACUUCUCGCACGGCUUGCGGUUGUUGCCAAGCUUCUUGACAGGCUAGAAUGAGGAGAAUGAGGAGACCGAUGUCCUGGCGUGCGUGCUUGACUGGGUCCCCCAGCAUCUCCAUGUAG
Gaeumannomyces tritici R3-111a-1 is the source of this 633-nucleotide messenger RNA. RefSeq lists its product as hypothetical. NCBI's taxonomy places the organism in Eukaryota, Fungi, Ascomycota, Sordariomycetes, Magnaporthales, Magnaporthaceae. The transcript has a single exon. The record is from RefSeq and is a predicted model, not a curated record. Bases 29 to 271 code for a protein of 80 amino acids.